AUGACGGAAGGAGUCGGGUUUCGCUUCGGAGAGGUCCGCGUGGACAAAGUACCGGACGUGUACGAUGACGAGGUGUCGGAAAUGAGUCAAUUCUAUCGAGAUCUAGCGAAGGAACUGGGUGAAGAUGAGCUUUCCCGGAAACAAAGCAUUCAGCAGCUACGCGAAUGGAUUGCCAAACAUCCACACAUUAAACGCUGUCGAACGGAUGCUCCAUUUCUGCUGCGUUUUUUAAGAACCAAAAAAUAUUCCUUCAUCCAAACUGCUAAAACGUUGGAAAGUUAUUUGACGGGACGCAUCAAACACCGGAAGUGGUUCAAUAAUUUGGACAUUGACGAACCGGAACUAUCGAUGUUGAUCGAUGCUUGCUACCUGUUUCCGUUGCCGCGGUUGGACUCGAAAGGACGUGCCGUGUUUUUCAGUUGUUCGUCCGGUUUCGAUGCGACUAAGAAUACAAUUGUCGGCCCAAUCAAAAUGAUUCACAUGCUUGGGGAAAUUUUCUACGAAACCAAUGAAGUUCAGUGUGCUGGCUGCGUGUGGAUUUUCGACAUGGAAUUGAUCGAUAUGAACGCAUUGGGGCUGCUGACCAUUCAGGACAUUCGCACGCUGGCGGAGUUGGUCAAUACAGCGGCCGCUGCGCGCAUUCGGGAGCUGCACUUUAUCAAUACGCCGGCGGUUUCGCGUGCCAUCGCCAAUUUGGUGCUGCAGCUGAUGAGUGAUAAAAUUCGAAGUCGAGUGUUUUGCCACGCAUCGCUGGAAGAUCUUCACUCCAAGGUGGAUAAAUCACUGCUUCCGAAGGAAUUUGGCGGAGACAUUCCGGCAGCCGAGCUGGCAGCCACCUAUAAAGAGCUAUGUCGAAAGAUGCGCCCCCGGCUGUUGGCACUGGACGAGAUGGAAAUCGAGCUAAUCGAUAAUCCAAACGAUGUGUGGACUAACGGCACUGCUGCUGGUAUGGAAGAGGGAGCAAUCGGAUCGUUUCGGAAACUGCAAGUGGAUUAG
Messenger RNA from Sabethes cyaneus, 996 nucleotides. RefSeq names its product clavesin-1-like. Gene Ontology annotation, molecular function: phosphatidylinositol bisphosphate binding. The transcript is spliced from 2 exons. The coding region runs from base 1 to 996 and encodes 331 amino acids. The record is from RefSeq and is a predicted model, not a curated record. Gene Ontology annotation, cellular component: membrane. NCBI's taxonomy places the organism in Eukaryota, Metazoa, Arthropoda, Insecta, Diptera, Culicidae.